Messenger RNA from Scatophagus argus, 1910 nucleotides. It is a transcript of the gene rrad, whose product is annotated as Ras-related associated with diabetes. The record is from RefSeq and is a predicted model, not a curated record. The transcript has 5 exons. Lineage: Eukaryota; Metazoa; Chordata; Actinopteri; Scatophagidae. Gene Ontology annotation, molecular function: GTP binding; calcium channel regulator activity; GTPase activity. Gene Ontology annotation, cellular component: plasma membrane. The coding region runs from base 16 to 1206 and encodes 396 amino acids.
GCUCUCCAUUUGGCGAUGCGGAAGGGAGAUUCCUCAGCUCUUCCAGUCAUACACCCCCUCCCCUGUAUGAUGUUACCAUUACGCACCACUAUAAUAAGAGGGGACGUGAUUCUCCGGGGCGAAUCCCUGCCGACGUCACUCCCAGUCUCAUAUAAAAAAGACAGAGCAGCCAGUCUGAUCAGACUCAAGCAAAAAGCGCUUUUUCGGCCACUGCAACUCUCCAAGCCAAGGAUUAUUGGAUUUAAUUGCCAGCACCGAAUCCUCGGUAAAAGCACAAUGACUCUGAACAAGGGUGACAAAUUACGGAACAUGGACAAGAGAAGAGGAAGCAUGCCGUUCCCCAUGAAUCUACCGAACCUACACAGGAGAAGCAUGCCCGUGGACGACCGGGACCUGCGCGCCACGAUGCCACAGACGGGGCAAACCGACGAGCUGUCCAACCUCCUGCGCUGCACGUCCUACUCCCCGAACGAGCAGCACCGAGGCAGCUGUGCGUCGGACUCCUCCGACUCUGUGAUCUCCACCGGCAGCGAAGCGGAGUCCCAGGUGUACAAGGUGGUUCUCCUCGGUGAGCACGGCGUCGGCAAGUCCAGCCUGGCGCGCGUCUUUGGGGGAGUUGAGGAUGCUGGUCACGACUGCGAUGAAGCAGGAAACACAUACGACAGAUCUAUGGUGGUGGAUGAAGAAGAGGCAUCCAUUCUGUUGUAUGACAUCUGGGAGCAGGAUAACAGCCAGUGGUUGAAGGAGCAGUGCAUGAGGAUGGGAGACGCUUACAUCAUUGUGUAUUCGGUGACAGACAAAUCAAGCUUCGAGAAGGCGUCAGAGCUGCGCAUUCAGCUGCGCCGAGCCAGGCAGUCAGAGAACAUUCCCAUAAUCCUCGUGGGCAACAAGAGUGACCUGGUGCGGUCCAGAGAGGUGUCUGUAGAUGAGGGAAGUGCCUGCGCUGUGGUAUUUGACUGCAAGUUCAUUGAGACAUCUGCGUCCCUUCACCACAAUGUGCAGGACCUAUUUGAGGGCAUCGUCAGACAGAUUCGCUUGAGGAGAGACAGCAAGGAGGAGAAUGCACGACGCAUGGCCAACUGCAGGCGCAGGGAGAGCAUCGGCAAAAAGGCUAAACGGUUUCUGGGCCGCAUGGUUGCACGCAAGAACAAGAAGAUGGCCUUUAGGCAGAAGUCAAAGUCCUGCCAUGACCUAACGGUUCUCUGAGGAACAGAUGGAACUGACAGACAUUUUUUUCUUUGGCCUCUGAAGACCAGACGCUGUGUGUGUUUUAACACUAACCCUAAAGGACUAAUAGAGCUGUACAGAAAUAUAUUUUUAUUUUUAGACAUCAACCCAAAGCAAAGAGAGGACUUAAUAAAAAAUGAUAUCAUUAUCAUGAUAAUGGAGAUAACAUGCAUGAAGCUUUGCAAACAUUUAUUUUAUUUUCAUUUUACGUUUUUGUUUGCCUUAACCAUGUUGUUGUCAUAAUAUGAUCGGUAUGUAUGAAGAAUGCACAAAGGCUUGUUAUUUCUAAUGAGUUGCAAAGAUUGCCUUGCUGUUGAGGUUUGUUGUUGUUUUGUGCUCCGGUACUGGAGGGAUUGAUGUAUAUAUUGUAACAUGAGUGAUGCUGAAUGCAACGUACAUCUCAUUAUCCUGAAAGACGCAGUCCAGGAUCCCAAUAACUAGGCCAUCAUAAGUUACUUGAAAUGUGGUAGGCUACGCAGGUUCGUGCCUCGGCCAAGUUACUGAGGACUAGAAAAAAGAAAAGAGAAAAAUUCUGCUAUUCUAUGUUGUUCCAUAACAUUGAAUUCAGGUUGUGAAUGUUUCUGUAAAGCAAUAAAUUAUAUUAGUCUUGUGAACCUUGAUAUUAUUUGGAAUUUCUUUGUUUACAUUGAUUUCUUUUUUUCAAUAAAAUAUAAAAUCAAAUC